This is a messenger RNA of Varanus komodoensis (Komodo dragon), 1047 nucleotides long. RefSeq names its product mitochondrial carrier 2 (gene MTCH2). The transcript is spliced from 13 exons. Gene Ontology annotation, cellular component: mitochondrion; membrane. The record is from RefSeq and is a predicted model, not a curated record. Bases 40 to 945 code for a protein of 301 amino acids. Gene Ontology annotation, biological process: positive regulation of apoptotic process. NCBI's taxonomy places the organism in Eukaryota, Metazoa, Chordata, Lepidosauria, Squamata, Varanidae.
CUCAUCCCUCCUCCUGGCGGAGCCCGGCGCGGCGGCAGCAUGGCGGACACGGCCUCUCAGGUGCUGCUGGGCUCUGGCCUCACUAUACUCUCUCAGCCGCUCAUGUACGUGAAGGUGCUAGUGCAGGUGGGAUAUGAACCCCUCCCUCCAACUCUGGGAAGAAAUAUUUUUGGGCGACAGGUCUAUCAUCUUCCUGGCCUCUUUGCUUAUGCUAAACACAUUAUGAAGAUUGAUGGAAGGGCUGGCCUCUUCAAAGGUUUGGCUCCUAGGCUCUGCUCAGGAGCCAUUGGCACUGUGGUGCACAGCAAAGUGUUACAGAAAUGCCAGGAAGCUGACCAAGUUGAGGAACCAGGGAACAGUCGCAAGGAGUCUGGGUCCUCCCUGGAUCAAGUUAUCAAAGAGACCUCUCAAGAGAUGAUUGCACGCUCUGCUGCUGCGCUAAUCACCCACCCAUUUCAUGUGAUCACGUUGAGAUGUAUGGUGCAGUUCAUUGGCAGGGAGACCAAGUACAGCGGCGUGCUUAGCUCCUUUGUCACCAUUUACCGGGAAGAGGGCAUCCUUGGAUUUUUUGCGGGCCUCGUUCCCCGCCUGCUUGGGGACAUCCUGUCCUUGUGGCUGUGUAACAUGCUGGCCUACCUCAUCAACACCUAUGCACUGGAGAAUGGGGUCUCUACCAUGUCUGAGAUGAAGAGUUAUUCUCAGGCUGUCACUGGAUUCUUUGCCAGUAUGCUGACUUACCCCUUCGUACUUGUCUCAAACCUGAUGGCCAUUAAUAACUGUGGGCUUGCUGGUGGCCUCCCCCCUUACAGUCCAACUUACUCCUCCUGGUUGAACUGCUGGAGCCAGCUGCAUGGGGAGGGCAACAUGAGCCGAGGGAACAGUCUGUUUUUCCGGAAGGUGCCUGCAGGGAAGCGGUAUGUGUGGGAGGAGAAGAUAUUUCACUGAGUCUUGGGCCUCUUGUGGCUGUUCCAGAUGCACAGAAUGAUGGCCGUGUGUUGAUUUCUAUACAGUUUUUUACAAAAUAAUCAUUUAAUCUUGGGAAAUGGA